Messenger RNA from Syzygium oleosum, 628 nucleotides. RefSeq lists its product as uncharacterized. NCBI's taxonomy places the organism in Eukaryota, Viridiplantae, Streptophyta, Magnoliopsida, Myrtales, Myrtaceae. The transcript is spliced from 2 exons. The coding region runs from base 120 to 458 and encodes 112 amino acids. The record is from RefSeq and is a predicted model, not a curated record.
CAAAAAGGGUUCGGGUGUCGCACUUCUUCUUGACCAUAUCCGUUCUGAUCACUUGAAGUAACGUCAUUGAAUCCCACCAUCGGGUGUUGGCCGACUUCGAGAAUUACUAGCUUGUGGCGAUGGCGGCGAUGGUCGUGAAAACGAAACAUUUGUUGGUCAGACAAGCAAAGCGGGAACGGCGAUUCACGAGUGCAAUCACAUUGACAAAGAAGCUGGAAACACCCAAAACACAGAUCAGUGGUGGUGAUCAAGUUGAUGAGCCCGACGAGGACCGUCCAUGUUGGGUGCCGCACCCGAGAACGGGGAUAUACGUCCCGAGAGGUCACGAACGGGUGGUGGACGACAUUCCAGAUGGUGCAGCUUCUUUCUCUCAGUCUUUCUGGCUCAGGAGCGUUGAAGGAGUAGACAAACCCGAUCCAGAUGAACCAGUCGCGGGUCUUCUUCCUCUGAGUAAGUAGUGCGAAUUCGAGUGGCCGAAGCUGAAGCAGUUCCGCAGAAUCUCGAAGUUCAAGGGAAGAAAAGUAUAUGCACAGCAUAAUCAAUCCAAUAAACCCUAUAAUUGGCUUGGCAGCCUUGGCAACUCAUAUCAUGUACUGCUAUUCAUCCAAUAAAACAUCUUGAACGGUAA